CUUGACCACCAAGGCCAGCCUCUUCCUGAAAGCCCCGCUCGCUCCGAUACAGGAAGUAGAGGGAGCGAGCGCCCCAGAGCGCGGCGGCGGCGGCGGCGGCGGCGGCGGCUUCCCGACUGGGCGCGGGGCUGGCGGCGGUGCCUGCCCGGGCCCUUCCCGAGGACAGCGCCAGGGACAUGCGGGCGCCCGGGGCCCCGCAACCCGCACCGCCCGGAGCCUGAGCCCCUGCGUUCAUCGUCCCGGAGCUGCCGGCGGCAUGAUCCGACGGGCCGGGGCGCCCGCGCGAGGGGACCCCGCGGGUCCUAUUCCAGAUGCUGGCAAAGGAGAAGAGCAGGAGGAGGAAGAUGACGUGGGGCCUUGUCUGCCGGUUGCUCCCAAGAACUGCCUUCCUCGCCGGGGCAUCAGCGUCCUGGAGAAGCUCGUCAGAACAUGCCCGGUGUGGCUGCAGCUGGGUCUGGGCCAGGCGGAGGUGGCCAGGAUCCUGCAGCAGGAGGCGGCCGGGGCGUUCCUGGUCUGCCGGGACAGCAGCUCGAAGCACCUGGUGCUCUGUGUCCACCUCCCUUCCCUGAACGGGAGUUCGUCCGAGGUGCUCGAAUACACCAUCAAAGAAGAAAAAUCGAUCCUGUACCUGGAGGGCUCGGUGCUUGUGUUUGAGGACAUCUUCAGACUGAUCGCAUUCUACUGUGUCAGUAGAGAUUUACUGCCCUUCACGCUGAGGCUGCCGCAGGCCAUCCUUGAAGCCAGCAGCUUCCCAGACCUGGAGACCAUCUCCAAGCUGGGCCUGGGCUUCUGGGACUCCUCGCUGAACCCCCGGCGAGGAGGUGGGAGCCCAGCAGAGCCCCCAAGAGACCCAGCCCCCGGAGCACCCCCAGCCUCCAGCCUCAGGUCCCCCUCGCGUUGCGAAAACUGCGAAAACUGCUCGUGUGAAAUCGAACUGUCCUUAGGAAACGGCCGCCUGUGGUUUGUGAACCCCAUCUUCAUCGAGGACUGCAGCAGCGCCCUGCCGGCCCCCCCGCCGCCCCCUGGAAGCGGCCCCUCGCGCCCGCCGCCUCCCACCUCCGACGCUACCUCACCCACCUGCAGGUGGGCCCCUCGCCGCCCGGCGCCCCCUCCCCCGGUGCUGCCCCUCCAUCCCCCCAGCUCCAGCCGACCUCCUGCACCCCCCGCUCCCGCUCCGGCCUGCCCUUCGCCUGGUUCUCCCCCAGCGGCUGCUCCCCCACUUCCAGAGGCCCUUCCUCCCACACCCCCAGCGUCUGCCCCCCACCUCGCACCCCAUGCUCCAGGCCCCCCUGACUCUCCGAGCCAGCCACCCAUGACAGCCUGUGAGAGGCUCCCACGCCUCCUCGCAGGCCUGGCCCCCCUCAGGGAGGAAGAGAUGAAGCCGGGGGCGGCCCCCAGCCCCUUGCAGACCCCCGCCCCUCCAGUGCCUGCCAAGAAGGCCCUCCCCCCUGCCCCUCCCAGACGACGCAUCUCGGAGAAGGUCUCCCUGGAGGGCCAGGGUGCAGGGAAGGUGGACAGUGGGGCAGCGGCAGAGGGGGGCCCGCCGAGCCUCUCCAGGGCAUCACCGCUCAGCCUGCCUCCCCAGGGGACCUCAGACAGUCCUGGGGACAGGCCUCAGAGGACCACAGAGCCAGGCCAGGAAGCAGCGGCCCAAGCCAGCGAGCCGGGCAGCAUGCCAGAGCCUCCGAGGAAGAUCCGGCAACCCCCGGUCCCGCCCCCCAGGAAGAAACGGAUCUCCCGGCAGCUGGCCUCGGCCCUGCCAACCCCCUUGGAGAGCGCUGAACGUUCUGCGGAGCGGGCGGCGCCCAAGAAUCCCACGCCUGGUCCACCCAGAGAAGGCCAGGGUCCUGCCUCCCCUACCAGGACUCAGAGCCCGCAGGCCCGGGCCAGGGCCCAGCCUCAGAGCGCGUCGGAGUUCAAGGGCUCCCUGGCCUCCCUCUCGGACAGCUUGGGAGUGCCUGCCACGGCCACAGACCAGGACUCCUACUCGACCAGCAGCACGGAGGAGGAGCUGGAGCAUUUCAGCGGCCCCAGCGGAGGCGGCUGUGGCGGCAUGAAGAAGAAGCCCUCCGUGAUCCUGGGCAAAGCGCGGCACCGCCUGAGCUUCGCCAGCUUCUCCAGCGUCUUCAACGCCUUCCUCUCCAACAACCGCAAGCUGUACAAGAAGGUGGUGGAGCUGGCCCAGGACAAGGCCACGUACUUCGGCAACCUGGUGCAGGACUACAAAGUGUACAGCCUGGAGAUGAUGACGCACCAGGCCUCCAGCACCGAGAUGCUGCAGGAGAUCCGCACCAUGAUGACCCAGCUCAAGAGCUACCUGCUGCAGAGCACCGAGCUCAAGGCGCUGGUGGACCCUGCCCUGCACUCCGAGGAGGAGCUAGAAGCGAUCGUGGAGUCGGCCUUGUACAAGUGUGUCCUAAAGCCCCUGAAGGAAGCCAUCAACACCUGCCUGUGGGAGAUCCACAGCAAGGACGGCUCGCUGCAGCAGCUCAAGGAGAACCAGCUGGUGAUCCUGGCCACCACCACCACCGACCUGGGCGUGACCACCAGCGUGCCCGAGGUGCCCAUCAUGGAGAAGAUCCUACAGAAGUUUGCCAGCAUGCACAAGGCCUACUCGCCCGAGAAGAAGAUCUCCAUCCUGCUCAAGACCUGUAAGCUCAUCUACGACUCCAUGGCCCUCGGCAACCCAGGGAAGCCCUACGGCGCAGACGACUUCCUGCCGGUGCUCAUGUACGUGCUGGCCCGCAGCAACCUCACGGAGAUGCUUCUCAACGUGGAGUACAUGAUGGAGCUCAUGGACCCCGCCCUGCAGCUGGGGGAGGGUUCCUACUACCUGACCACCACCUAUGGGGCCCUGGAGCACAUCAAGAACUACGACAAGAUCUCGGUGACCCGACAGCUGAGCGUGGAGGUGCAGGACUCCAUCCAUCGCUGGGAGCGCCGGCGCACACUCAACAAGGCCCGGGCCUCGCGCUCCUCCGUGCAGGAUUUCAUCUGCGUGUCAUACCUGGAGCCCGAGCAGCAGUCGCGGACGCUGGCGUCGCGGGCGGACACGCAAGCCGAGGCGCUGUGCGCUCAGUGCGCCGAGAAGUUCGAGGUGGUGCAGCCGCAGGACCACCGGCUCUUCGUGCUGGUGGACGGGCGCUGCUUCCAGCUGGCGGACGAGGCACUGCCGCAUCGGAUCAAGGGCUACCUGCUGCGGAGCGAGCCCAAGCGCGACUUCCACUUCGUGUACCGGCCCCUGGACGGCGGCGGGGGCAGCGGGGGCCCGCCGUGCCUCGUGGUGCGGGAGCCCAACUUCCUGUGAAGCGGCCUGGGCCCUUCCAAAGGCAGUGUUCACCCAUCUCUGGCCCCAUCCUCACCCCCACACUCACACUCAGCUGCACACACACACACACACACACACACUCUCCCAUCAGGGAUGUCCACACGUCAUACAUGCUUGCAACGGACUGAGCGUGCCUAGGCCAAGAUGGCAGGACAGUUGUGAAGACAUGACCAGCAGUGUCCAGCGUGCUUCCUGAAGGCGGUCCGAGCCCUGAGAGGCCGGAUUCCUCAUGAGGCAGAAAGGGAAACCCAGGCUCACAGAGACAGAUGGGACUCUCUAGCCCUCGCAGCAAGCGGAGCCCAAGCCUGGCUCUGGUUCACACAGCCCCUGGGGGGGGCGGGCCUCGACAUCCGCAUCCCCGUCCCCCGCCCCCUGCCGCAGGCCCACCCAAUUUUCUGUCUUUCCUGGGGGGCUUCCUUCCCCCAGGACUGCCCUGCAGAGGAGUGGCCUGGCCACAGCUGUCCCCACCCCAGGAUGGAGCUGCGCUGUUUGGACCUGCUCAGCAUCUCAGGAGCUUCUCAGGGUGUAAGAGGAGACAGGCCCCCCCACCCUGCAGCAGAGCCUGCCCUCGGCUAUCAAGCGCCCGCAGUCCCGCCGCAGCUCCUGAGCCCCUCCAGAAGCAGCCAGACAUACACCGGGACCUCCCAGUGAGGCCAGCUCCAUGGCUCCAUGGAUGUGUCCAGCCUCUGCCCCAGGGGACAUGGAUGGGGCCCUUUCCUUGGUGGGCACCCCAGGACUGUGGCAGCUGUGGCGACACGCACUGUGGGGAGUGUUUAAUAAAAGCCCUUUUGAAGAUGA
Messenger RNA from Phacochoerus africanus (Common warthog), 4126 nucleotides. RefSeq names its product Ras and Rab interactor 3 (gene RIN3). Gene Ontology annotation, molecular function: small GTPase binding; guanyl-nucleotide exchange factor activity. Gene Ontology annotation, cellular component: cytosol; endocytic vesicle. Lineage: Eukaryota; Metazoa; Chordata; Mammalia; Artiodactyla; Suidae. The record is from RefSeq and is a predicted model, not a curated record. Gene Ontology annotation, biological process: vesicle-mediated transport; signal transduction.